Molecule: messenger RNA, 1132 nt
Organism: Phalaenopsis equestris
Lineage: Eukaryota; Viridiplantae; Streptophyta; Magnoliopsida; Asparagales; Orchidaceae
Product: RNA-binding protein 48
Exons: 9
Coding region: 209-814 (201 amino acids)
Cellular component (GO): nucleoplasm
Molecular function (GO): RNA binding
Source: RefSeq, a predicted model, not a curated record
CUCCGCAGGGUGAGUUGCUUGCCUCAUCCAAGGAAGCUUUGAGGCCUUGUCGUCUCGGUUCUACCAUCAUUAUUUCGCGAGCAAUUCUUCCAAAUCUGUCGAGCAUUUUAUUUUUUUCUGUUCGGUGUUAUCUUGGAUUACUAGUAUUUGGGUGGCUGUACAUCUCAGUCGGAGACCGAUUCCCACUCACUGCUCGCAGGUUUAGGAGAUGCCGCGUAAUCGAGACGAUCCACCGGCCAUUCGCGUGUACACCAUCUGCGAUGAAUCUAAGUACCUGAUAGUGAGGAAUGUGCCCGCGCUUGGUUGCGGGGAGGAGUUAUCCAAGCUCUUCGGGUCGUAUGGAGAAAUUGUAGACUGCAAACCUAUGGAUGCAGAAGACUGUGAGCCUUUCACUGAUGUUUACUGGAUAGAGUUUUCACAAGUGAGCAAUGCAAGGUUUGCAAAAAGAAAAUUGGAUGAGUCAAUUUUCCUUGGGAAUCGACUUCAGAUUUCAUAUGCCCCAGAUUUUGAGAGCCUUUCAGAUACUCGAGAUAAAUUAGAAAGAAGAAGAAUAGAAGUCCUUUCUCGGAUAAAAUUUCCAAGACCUGAUGGAUCAAAAUCGCAUAUAACAACUAGAAGGUGCGAGGACGAAAAACAUUAUCGAGAACAUCCUAACCAGGUGUCCUCUAACCAGGACUAUUUCCCCUCUGCUUCAAUGAAUGAAACGGUUAGAUUGGUUAGGAGCAAGCUUGACAAGGUACAAUCUAGCAGCGAGCAUAUAGCAAACCCACCAGCUUUAAAGAAAAUACGAAUGGAUAAUAGAAGAAGAAUUUGAUUUUCUUUAACCAUGGAUGCUUGGGCAUUUGUUUUUGAACUCUGAGAUAAAUCUUACAGAUGAGUGAAUAUGAUGCCAUUGGAUGGAAGAUGAGAGAUUUUAUCACCUGUUCUACUUGGCCGUUGAUGCAAGGAUGGUGGACAUAGCACCAUAACAGGUAUGAAGCAUGUAGUAACAUUAGCUAUAAGAUCUAUUGGGAUUAUAACUAUAUACUAUGUCAAGAAAUAUUCUGUUUCUAUCAUUUGAAAUAUUAUUAUUAUUAUAAGCAAAUUCAAAAGUAGCUAAAUGUAAAUAUCAAUUCUCAAUGAUUUCUUUUUG